Molecule: messenger RNA, 843 nt
Organism: Ornithodoros turicata
Lineage: Eukaryota; Metazoa; Arthropoda; Arachnida; Ixodida; Argasidae
Exons: 4
Coding region: 137-778 (213 amino acids)
Source: RefSeq, a predicted model, not a curated record
UCUUCCGAGAACGUACCCGCAUAGUGUGACGUCAUUUUGCAUUUCCAUAUGAGCCCGAGAGGUCCUUGAGCUUCACUACCGUUUUGCCCGGCCACAGUCUUCGUGCAUCGUCCAGGGGAACGAGCAAACUCCCGACAUGAUAGCCCUAAGUUUUUACGUCAGCCUCGUCGUCAGCAUGGUUUCUGCGUUCGACAGUUUCGACAACUAUCAUCCUGUCGUCGGGCCAGAAACGCAUGAAAUCUUCGCCCUCAAAAAGGACAAGACUACCAGAGAGACAGAAGCAACAAUACAUGUUCUUCGUGAAGUGCGUCCCCUGGUGCACGAAGUUCACGUCCAACUUGAGGAGAGCCGUGGAUUGGAAUCCAAUCUGAGUUUGGCAGAAGAGCUACUGACGACAGAGAUCAAAAAGACAAAGAAACUAGAGGUUCGCAGACGACUCGAGGGUCAAAGACGUCACGUGCGCACCACGCUCGUCAAGACACGCAAGACUAAUUCCCAGUUGACCCUGAGGCUGCGGCAGAUCCUAACGCUGAUCAGCAACGGCAAGAUCGGCACCGUGCAGUUGGCCAGCAAGACCCUGCGUGACUUCGUGCAGACGCUGAAGGUCACCUUGAAGAGCCUCGUCGACGAGGCCGCGAAUGUCUUAACGGGAGUCACGAAACUCCUGGAGAACAUGCUGGUCACCGGAGAACUCAUUGUCAGCGACAUGAUCAAGGACGUCGCUCUUCAGCCGUUUGAAUUUGCCCUCAAUGUCCUUGGUGACGUCAGGGAGCAGUAGAUGUAUUGCCGUCGUGUCGGUGCUGAAUAAAGUUUCGUCUGGGCAGCUGAGAAACGCCAUAAAAA